Cylicostephanus goldi is the source of this 528-nucleotide messenger RNA. The record is from the annotation of a GenBank genome assembly. NCBI's taxonomy places the organism in Eukaryota, Metazoa, Nematoda, Chromadorea, Rhabditida, Strongylidae.
AUCACCAUGGACCAUGCCGUAGUUCGGAGCAUCCUUGAUGAACAAUGUGAAUGCACAAGCCUUGAAGUUGAUGGUGUAGCAAAGAGUUUGAGCACAUUCUGCUCACAUCUAAACAAGGAGGCGAAGGGAGGAGGAGAUGCCUCCGAUACAACUUUUUGUGGGGAAGGCAGAGUGCAGCUUACGUUCAAGAAGAUUCUUCAUGGUACAUUUAACCAGGUCCCAGGCUUGCCGUACUUCUACUAUACGCCACAACACAAAGAAAGUGAUGCGCGACAUCCCGUAGCAUCGGAAAUGGCAACAUUUAGUGGACUUUUCGGUGAACACCCGCCAAGAGACGUUUCUGAUGUUGUUGUGCGCAUGGAUCUGUACGUCAUGACAUGGCCAUGCCCUGAAGAAAAUCAUCGCGAUAGUAGUGACAGCGAUUCUGAGGAUGAUACCACUCAGUCCGAGAGACAAAUGAGAUUUGUGGAAAAGCUUCCGAAGAGGGUAGGUGGUGUCACAUUGAGGGCAGUGUCGGGACAAAUGUAG